AUGGAAUCGGAAUCUCUCGUUGGCUCUGAAGCUUUUUUGGUAAUUUUUAUUGAAAAUAAUAUGAAUUCACUGAUUUUUCUGUUUUAGGAACUUCGGAAAAAGUUUGCGGCCAGUAAAAAUCAAGAAACAGCCCUGGAAAUCUUGGAGCAACUCGUUUCUAUAGAACAUGAUUCGGUUAAUGAGUUCGUUUGAUUAAUAAAAAAAUUUUUUUGAAAAAAAUUGACUUGAAGGGACGCUUGGUUGGAUUGCAAGGACCUUCUGAGGAUCCUUUUUGACGCCCUUCCGGCGGCUUUUCUGUUGGAGAAAAAUCAGGUGGGUGGAAAAAUUGAUUAAUGUUUCAAAAUGUUAAUAAUUGGUUAACGUUUUAGUUGUUUGUCGAGUACUAGUAGGCAAAGUCGGAGGGACCCUCCGAGGGUCCAUAAAGGCUACUGGAAGGUUUUAUAGAAAUGCUUCCUUUUUGCUGCCUUUUUGCGCCAUUUUCUCGGCCCUUAUGCACCCUUUUUGCUGCCUCUCCUUUUUUCAUUCAUUUCUUGAGCCUUUAAAAUCCCAGAAAUAUGGUAGGCUUAAUAAAAGGACUCUUUUUCGCUGCCUUUUUGCUGCUUUUUUGAGCCUCUCCUUUUUAGCGGCCAUUAUUCAUCAUUCCGACUUUGCCCGAGCUACCAAAUUGGGCUUUAAAUUUCGACUGACUGGAUUUUUUUUCAGCUUUUUUUUCCGGUUCCAGAUAAGGAUAUCCAAAAUUGCUGAAUUUUAUCAUUUUUUCCAUCUUUUUUUUUUGUUGGUAUUUUUUGAUCUUUUUGAGGAUCCUUUUCAACGCCCUUCCGGCGGCUUUUUAGCUCGAGAAAAUCAAGUGGACAGAAAAAUGGAUCAAUGUUCUGUUUACUGUUUCAAAAUGAGGACAAAAAAAUAUUAAUGAAUAAUUGGUUAACAUUCAAAUGGUUGUUGAAACAUCGAUUGACUAAUUGAUUAUAGAUUUUUUUGGUUCCAAAUAAGGAUAUUAAAAAAACUGCGGAAGUUUAUUAUUUUUUUCACCUUUUUGGCCCUUUUUGAGGAUCUUUUUGACACCCUUCCGGCCGCUUUUAGUUUAAAAAAAUCAGAUAGAUAAAAAAUGGAUCAAUGUUCUGUUUCCUGUUUCAAAACGCAGACUAAAAAUAUUUUUUUAAAAAAAUAUGAUAAUUCUGACAUUCUAGGGAUUUUUCGAGUGUACUACCAAAUUGGGCUUUAAAUUUCGACUGACUGGAUUUUUUUUAGGUUUUUUUUUUUCAGUUAAUGUUAUUCAAAAUUGCUGAAUUUUAUCAUUUUUUUCCACCCUUUUUUUGGCUCAUUUUUUUGGUCUUUUGGCUCUUUUUGAGGAUUCUUUUCAACACCGUUUUACUAGAGAAAAAUCAGGUGGAUAGAAAAAUGGAUUACUGUUUUAAAAUGAGGACAAAAUUAAUAAUGAAUAAAUGGUUAACAUUCAAAUGGUUGUUGAAACAUCGAUUGACUAAUUGAUUAUAGAUUUUUUUUUUUUGGUUCCAAAUAAGGAUAUUAAAAACUGCGGAAGUUUAUUAUUUUUUCACCUUUUUGGCCCUUUUGAGGAUUUUUUUGACACCCUUCUGGCGGUUUUAAUUCAAAAAAAAAUCAGAUGGAUAAAAAAUGUAUCAAUGUUCUGUUUCCUGUUUCAAAACGAGCAUAAAAUAUUUAAAAACAUAUAUGAUAAUUAUGCUGACAUUCUAGGGAUUUUUCGAGUGUACUACCAAAUUGGGCUUUAAAUUUCGACUGACUGGAUUUUUUUUUCUUUUUUUCCAGUUAAUGUUAUUCAAAAUUGCUGAAUUUUAUCAUUUUUCCACCUUUUUGGCUCAUUUUUUGGUUUUUUGGCCCUUUUGAGGAUCCUUUUUCACGCUUUUCCUGCAAAUUUUCUACUCGAGAAACUUCAAGUGGAUAGAAAAAUCGAUCAAUGUUCUAUUUACUGUUUCAAAACGGAAACAAAGACAUUUUACGUCAUGAAAUUUUAUUAACUUUCUAGAUGUUCUAAUUUUCCUUGAUAACGGCAGAAAACUCUAGUGGCCACUCAAGAGGUUCCUUAACGGCUACUUGGAGAGGGCCCUAAAGUGGCCACUAGAACCACCUCUAUUCAGCGUCUUAGUGGCCACUAUAGUAGUUUUUAUUGAUCUAGUAAUGCCACUUAGACUCCUAAAGAGGUCACUAAAUUUUAGCCACUUAAGAGGCCACUAAUUCGACUACUAUAGUGGCCAUUAAAACGUGAAAACCCUAAAAAGGCCAAAAAAGGUUUUUUCGGAAAUUGCGAAUGAUUUUUGUACUUUUUAGUAAAGGAAUUUUGUUUUACUGUGUUCAAAAAAAGGGGAUUUCAGGGGAAAGUUCUCGCCUUUCUUCCCCUUUGAGAGGCCUUUUUUCUUUGUUCUGCGUCUCCCAUCGAUCGGUGGGAGUAGUCUGAGAUUAGCGUGAGAAAAACCUUUUUUUAUCAUUCCAAAAAAACUUUAAUUGUAAAUUUUUCAUUAAUUUUUUUCAUCUUUUUGAACUUGUUCUGGUUCUUUUUUUGCACUAUUGUAUUUUUCAAAAAAAUAAGAUUUUUUUCACGUUGUUUUGAAAUUUUUAUCACUUUCGGGUCUUUUUUUGGAGCCAGAAUUCUUCUUUAACCUUCAAAAGAAUACGCGGCUUUUUUUCUAAAUUUUCAAUUUUUUUCGUUUUUUUGAGCUUUUCUCCAGUUCCGAAUCAUCUUGGAAUUUUGAAAAAAAUUAGAUUUUUUUGCGGAUUUUUUUGUCAAUCUUUAAACUUGAUUAUCAUUUUUUUCCCAUCCUUCUUUCUCCAUUUUUUUGAGUAUUUUUUUCAACCCCGAUUUUCAUGUGAUUUAAAAAAAUAAUAUACAAAUUUUCUUAAAAUUUGAAAAAUUUUUCGUACCUUUUCCUCUUUUUUUCCCUUAUUAUUUUCCCAAUUUGAAGCUUCUCUUCCUGCAAGUGUUGCCAAAGGCUCCGGCGAACGUGGUGAGCGCAUUGGCCGACUUGAUUUCGGUGAAACAGGACGCCGGCCGAAUUUUGACCCAUUCAUCAUCGGCCGUCGCGAUCGCCUUCGCCAGGAGGAUCAACCAUUCGGAGACCUAUGAAGCGGUGAUUUUUUGUGUGACUUUGCUUAUUUCUAACUUGAAAGGUGCACUAAAGAAAACUGCCCAGUUCGACGCGAUAUCGCUGACGAUAUCGCGAAAACCCGCAUUUUUCUUAGCGCGAGCACGCACUCGAAAAAAAGAGAAAAUUUCCAAAACGCGAUGUCGCGCCGAGUAAGAUGCGAGACCGCCGCGACUGCAAUGCAGCACUUUUGCGAUGUCGCUGGCGCCACAUUAACGACAUCGUGAAUGAACCGCGCUUUUUGGCGCAACAUCGCGUUUCUCCCGCAUUCAAAAACAUUGAAAAAUAGAACGCGAUGUCGCGCCGAGUAACAUCUGAGACCGCCGCGAUAACAAUGCAACACUUUUGCGAUGUCGCUGGCGCCACAUUAACGACAUCGUGAAAGAACCGCGCUUUUUUGGCGCGACAUCGCGUUUCUCUCGCACUCGAAAUAGUUGAAAAUUAUCUCCACGCGAUGUCGCGCUGAGUCAUAUGCGACAGCUACAAUGCAGCACUCUUGCGAUGUCGCCAGCGAUAUCGCUUUUAUUCCGGCAGUUAUUCUCAGUGUACCUUUUCGAGUUUAUACAGCCGUUUUGGGUCGCUUUUGAAUUUCCAUUUUCGCUCCUUUUUUGACAAUUUCAAGAUCACCUUUUCUGAUAUAUUCACUAGGGGUCUUUAUAUUAUUUAAAUUUGUUUUUCUUCGUUUUUUUUUAGAUCUUUGAAUGUAUAGUCGAUUCAUGGCUAGCUUAGGGCUGCGGCAUGUCUGCGCCCUCCAUUAAGAAUGCACUAUCUCUCUUUUAUCGUCUUAAGACCCUUUUUUUCGAAGGCUCAAGCUCAUUUUCGAGUUUAUUGCAUAAAAACUGAAAUAAAGGGUUGUAGGUGAGUCGUCUACUUGCCCCGACCGUCUCCAAUCAGUUGGUAGUCGAUGAACUACUGGACCAGCUGAAAACGGCGGACAGUGAGCACAAGUUCAAGAUCUAUGAGGUUUGUGAGAAGUUUAGAUCGAGUUAUAAGGGAAAUUCUGAGAGGUCACUUUAGGGGUGAAGUUUAGAUUUUUUUGGAUCAAAAGUUAAUCUGUUGCUCUAGAAGAAGUCUUUGUGGGUUUACUUCUUAGGAUCGCCAGAGUGGCCCCUAUAGUGAUUCGGAGUUUUCACAAACGCUCCCUAGAGGGGAAUCUUCCAGAACCCCUAAAGGGACCACUCUAAAGCGUGGUUUUUUUUUUGAGUUUUGAAGUUGCAUUAUAAUAAACUUAGGCCUAAGUCUGUUAUUUGCAAAAUUAAAAAAAAAAUAUUUUUCCAAAAUUAAAAUUUUGUACCUUUUUCUAGAUCUUUCGGAGAUUUUUUAGCUAAUUUUCAGAGUUUUACACAAAAAUGAGCUCAUUUUUCGACAGUUUCUGUGGAACCAUCCAAUAUUAUUUAUUUAGGUCCUAUCUGAAAGUUUUCGCGUCGGGACCUUCCACCCAAACUUGGAACCCAUUUUGGCCAGUAUCGUCAAAGAGCUGGAUAAGUCGAAUCGCGAUGUGUUGACCCAAAUCACGGCGGUUGAGCUGCUCGGCCACGCGGCGCUGACCAGCCAAAACAGUGCCAGGAUUCUCGAGGAGCAUGGGAUUCCUGAUAAGGUGGGAUUGAAGCGAGGUUUUGAAAUUUCGGAACGGUUGUAGCCCAUAUUUCAUGAUUUGUAACCGUAUUUAGUCUUUUUCUAUUUUUAUUUCUCAUUUUUAGGAGAUUUUCUUGUGCUCAUGAUUUUUUUAGUGUAGAUUAUUCACAGAAAAUAAUAAAAAAUCGUUCAUUCUCUUGGUUUUGAAAUCAAUUUUUGAUGUUCAAAAGGAUGAAAGAUAUGUUCGGACGUGGUCCUGAAGAAGUUAUUGUAGAUUUUUGGGUCUUAUAUCCAAAAAUGUUUAAAAAAUAAAUGUUCCUCACGAAUUUUACCUGAGAUUUUAACUUGAAGAAAAAGAAGUUUUGAAGCGGUUCUGUUGGGACUCCUCCUGAAAUUUUGGAAAAUUUGAAAAACUCGGAAAAUUUUUAGUGGCCGCUAUAGUAGUUAAAUUAGUGGCCACUUUAGAGACCUGAGUGCUACUACUAGACCACUAAAAACUUUAGUGGCCACUUUAGGGGUCAAUGGAUCAACAUAACUGGUCCAAUCUGUUUGUUUUAAAUUUAUCAGAGUUUUUGGAAUGAAAACUGGAUGAAAAACUACUGAAGUGGCCACUGAAAUGGAAAAUAGUGGCCACUUUAGUGUCCUCUCCAAGUAGUCCUUGCGAGCCUCUAUAGUGGCCCCAAAAAUUUUCAGAAGAAAAUAAUUUUUGAAGGGUUCUAAAGAAGUUACUGUAGAAUUUUCACUGUAAAAAACUGUUUUUGAAAACGAAAAGCUCAGAAACGCUAUAGUGGUCCCUAGAGGGGUUAGGAAAAAAUAGCCUCUAUAGGGGACAAAAUAACGCUGCCUAGAGGGGUAAAAUCCAAGUGGCCUCUAUAAGGGUUUAGUGUCUGACCUCUGUGCCCCUAAAGCUUGAGUGGUCCCUAUAGGGAUCUUUCAAACUACUUACUUUUUUCUUAUUUGUGUGUUUUAGACACUUGAUCUUUUUCAUCUUUUGUGUUUUGUUAAUGUGAUUCAUCUGUUCGGGAAGCCCUAUUACAGAUUUUUGAUUAUUUCAUUUUUUUUCAAUGGAUUAGGAUCAUUGAUGCGAGAGUCUGAACCUUACGGACUCUGUUACUUUGAUCAUUUUUAAGAAUCGGAGCGAAAAAUUAGGAAAGAAACCAUUGAAGCUUGUUUUUCAACGUUCUGGCUUUGAUUUUAGACUUUGUGAAGGAAAAUUGGAAGAGAAGGGUUAUGGAAAUCUUUGAAAAAAAUUACAAGAAAAGUUAAUAAAAUUACAAAAAAACUUGUUUUGAAAAAUUUUAUCGAACAAUAAAAAAAUGUUUAGGAAUGCAAAAAGCAAAAUUGUAAGUAUUCCAGUGAACUCUGAAGCUUCAUUUAGUCCAUUUUUCAUGUUUUUUAAUUGAUUUGCUACCUUUUUCUUUUGGCUUUGACUAAAGCUUAUAAUGGGAAAUUUGAAGGAAAGGGUCAUGGAAAUCGUAGCAAAGUUACAAGGAAAGUUAUUACAUAAAAUUACAGUAACGUGUUCCGAAAGUUUUAUUGAACGAUGAAAAAUUUUUAGGAUUACAAGAAGCAAAAUUUUAAGGAUUCAGGUGAACUUUGAAGUUUAUUUAGUCAAUGUUUUAUGUUUUACAAGCAUUUUCGGAAAUUUGGAACGACUUUGCAUAUUUUUUCAUGAUCUAUGGUUUUUUUUCUAUUUUUUGUAUUUAUCUUACAUUUUAAUGAGAUUUUCUCAGUCCCGUCACAAUUCGGUGUAGAUUAUUCAUAGAAAAUAAUAAAAACGCGAUCUUUCUUCUCCACAAAAAGUCAGAAAAAUGCAUGAGAUUUGAACUCGUACAGGCCCUACGUCCAGUUUGAAACAAAAUAAAGACUUUAUCAAUCAGAAUUUCAUGAUUUUCACUUAAUUUUCAGAUUUACGCCCUGAUGAUGUUCGCCAAAGAAGCCCCUGACGCGACUUAUGUCUAUCCCGGUUUGCAACCGAGACCGCCCAUUUUGUUAAUCUAUCCUCCCAUUUUCCGGCUGUCUCCGGUGUCUGGCCAACUUUUUCCGCUUCUAUCCGCAAGCCAUGGACAAAUUCCCCGAUUUUCCGGGUCAUAUCAUCGAUUCGGUUCGUUUCAAGUCAUCAUCAUAAGCAUUUAUUCGAAAAAUUGCCCAAAUGGGAAGUCUUGGAAUUUUCUACAAAUUCGCACGAACACUCUCUGAAUGUCUAGAUGACGGUUCCUAAAGUUGCUACCUGCGCAAAAACUCCUUGUAUCUGAGGUAUGAGCUCUUAGAGUUUGCGUUUAACACAGACACGGCGUUUUUUUGGCGACGGCCCGUCCAUAUUUUUUCCGUAAAAUGUAGUGUGUCGUGUGCAUACACUGCGCCGCUCUGGCACUCUAACAAAAAUGAGCCCCUGGGGCAACCGGUCGGAAAACCCCUGGGGCAACCGGUCGGAAAUAAAAAGUUUUUUUUGAGCUACCGUAACGACCUAGGAUGAAACGGUACAAAAUUGUGAUAUUGGAAAACAAACCACUUCGAAAUCCUGUAUGGAAAACUCUAACAAAAGUUGUGGUGCACCCCGCGUCGGACUCUCGUUGCACCCCGCAGUGUAACCAGGGGUGCACCCCGUUUAGCUUCAAAUGCCUAUUAAGGUACUUUUUCCAUACAGGAUUUCGAAGUGGUUUGUUUUCCAAUAUCACAAUUUUGUACCGUUUCAUCCUAGGUCGUUACGGUAGCUCAAAAAAAACUUUUUAUUUCCGACCGGUUGCUCCAGGGGUUCACCCCAUUCAGUUCCAACGCGGGGUGCAGCGCAAACAUCAACCAAAAGUUCACUUUUUUCGGGGUUCACUGCGGGGUAAACCCUCAUUUUUGUUAGAGAAAGUACCUUAAUAGGCAUUUGAAGCUAAACGGGGUGCACCCCUGGUUACACUGCGGGGUGCAACGAGAGUCCGACGCGGGGUGCACCACAACUUUUGUUAGAGCACAGGCCGCGUUCAACGUAAUUUUCGCGAACUGAAAUUCAGUUAUAUUUUCCACUUUCUGGUGGCUAUUUUGAAUUUCGCGGAGUUACUUUCAACAUGGCUUGUGUUUUAAAACAAAACAAAAAACAGAAAAAUCGCGUUUUUUUUAAAUGAGAUUCGUCUCGGGACCUAUUGGAUGCGCCUUUAAUAUUUCCUAUUGUUUUCCUAUGACGUCACAUGGGAACGGCGGAAAUUUUGACCACGCCCCCUAAUUUUUAGUUUUGCAUUUUCUUCCACUAACGCCGUGCAGAAUUAGACCGCACAAUGAGGUCAUUUUAAUUUGCGGCUUGGAAUUUUUUAAAAUUCACUUAAAUAGUCUUUGAAAGUUUUUAUAAAGAUCCAUCAAAGUUGCAAUCCACAAAAGCUUCUAGUUCUUAAGAUAAACAAUUUUGAAGGCCGAAAAGUUAGGCCUAAUAUCCAUUUUUCGCAACUUUGAAGGAUUAUAUCUUAAGAACCAGAAGUUUGCGUAGGUAGCGAUCAUUAGGGAUCUUUUUCUAGACCUACAGAGAGUGUUUGAGAAAAUUUGUAGAAAAUUAAAAACCGAAAAGUAAAAUGACCUCCCUUGUUAGGAUCCGAAUUAGGGCUUUAGGAAUUUUCGAAAAAAAAAAGAAGGAAUGGACCUAAGUCGUUCAGAUAUUCAUAAAGUCAGUCCGAAUAUUGAAAAAACUAAAAAUUAAGUGAAUAAUAUAACUCAAGGACUUCAAAGAGUCCUUAAGGACUUUUCGAAAAAGCGAAAGUCGUGAAUUUUAGGCCUAAAGAAGUUCAUAAGAUCUCUAGUAGUUUGAAUACCGAAGUUCUUAUUACAGUAAAGAAAAGUAAAGUGGAAGCUUUUAUACAAGUUCUGAAACGGAAAAAUCAUGAAAUUGAAGGAUUUCAAAACUCUCAAGAUCGUUAUUAGUCCAAUAUAGUCUGUGUGCCAGGACUUUAAAUUUAACCGAACGACAUCCCGCUGUUCCGCUGCGUGCGUUUGCGAAGCGUCUUUCGAAUCUAGGUCACGCUUUCAAUUGAUUGUUAUUGCUGUGGGAGCACAUGAAAGUGGAGUACCUUGAUGAAUGAAAAAAAAUUGAAAGCCCGACCAAGGUUCGCAAAGGCGCGUAGCGGAACAGCGGAAUUUCGUUCCGUGAAUUUCAAGUCGCGGUACACAGGCUAUACUAGGAAGAACGUUUGCCCGUUGACUCUGAAAGAAGAAAUUGGCGCUAAUUCUAGAAAUGAGACCUAAUUUUUAUCUUCUGUGUUGAGUUGACUAUAUAGAACGUAUAUUCCGAAUAAAUUUCAUGAAAAAAUAUAAGUUCUUAUUGACAUGAGUAAAAUUUUUUUCACGCUCCUUUUAAACGAUUUCAGAAAAAUUUAUCAUGCUUUUACUGCAGUUUUUUUCAUCAAGUUUUAAUUUUUUUAAAGGAUGUUUUUUUAGAUAAUCGACGAUAUUAAAUUUUUUUAAUUUGAUCGGAAGUUCUGUGAAAAAAAUUCACACAGGAAGCGCACUUUUCUUUUUAAUAUUAUCUUGUUUCAAUUUUUUUCCGCAAGAAAAAAACUUAAAUGCCAGUUUUUUUAAGGUCUUUUUUUGUUAGGGAAAAAUUGGGGAGAUCCGAAAAUUUUUUUAUAAAGAGUUACGAAUUAUUACCAUUUUUUUCUAUUCUAAAAUAAUAAUAUCCCAUUAAAAAUGUCAUUUUUUUGAAGGAUUUUUCCGUCGAAAUUAGACGAGAUUUGAAUAUUUUGUAAAAUUUGAAGUUAGAAAAAAAUUCAUGAUUUUUUUAUUACAAAAGCAAGUUUUUCUUUCAUUAGUUUCCUGUUUCAAUUUUUUCAGAAAUUGAUUAAAAAGUUAUAAUUCUUUUAAAUCUUGAAAUGCCAGUUUUUUUAGGGUAUUUUUUUAACGAAAAUUCGGAAAAAUCCCAAAAAUUUUCUUUUAAAGAACUAUGAAUUAUUAUCAUUUUUUUCUAUUCUAUAACUAUAAUAAUUCCCUAUUAAAAUGUCAGUUUUUGAAGGGUUUUUUUGCGGAAAUUUGAAGAGAUUUGAAUAUUUUGUUGAAUUUAAAGCUCAAAAAAAUUUAUUAUUUUUUUAUUACGAAGCAAGUUUUCUUUUUAUUACUUUCCCGUUUCAACUUUUUCCCAGAAAUGGAUAAUAAUUUCAAGGUUAAACAUUUCGACCUUCUGGACGCUUCCAGCCGCGAAUUGGCCUUUGAAUCUUUCGCCAACUUGGCCUAUACCGAAGAACGCAAGGAGCAUUUGGUCAAAACUUUGGGUUAGAUUGAUGUUUCCCUAUAAAUUUAUUAAGAAAAGUUUUCAGGUGCCGAAACGAUCAAAACUGUUCUGGAGGCGUACGGAGCUGCGAUCAAUAGUGGACCCUUGGAACUGCGCCAGAAAAAUAUCGAAGCGGCGACUGUUUUGUUCGAAAAUGGUAUGAAGCGAGGGCGGGAUUUAAAUGGGGACAGUCGAAAAAAAUAAUUUUUUCUGAUUUCGGAGCAAUUUCUCCGCAUUUUGAGCCAUUUUCCGUUUUUUUUAAAGAGAAAAAUUAUUAAAUUCACAUGAUUUUGGAACUUUGCCAGAAAAAUAUCGAAGCGGCGACGGUUUUGUUCGAAAAUGGUAUGAAGCGAGGGCGGGAUUUAAAUGCGGGAAAUUAGCAGUGAAAGUCAAAAAAUUUUUUUUUCUAUUUUGACCCAUUUUUCGUUUGGAAAAAAAAUAAUUACGAAACUUAGAUUUUUUCCAUGAUUUUGGAACGUCAAAAAAAUGAGAAUUUUUUUCCGAUUUUGAGACCUUUUUUUGCAUUUUGAGCCAUUUUUUUCGUUCCCACCUUAGGAGAAAAAUGUUUCAUUUCACAUAAUUUUUUUCGAAACUUUGCCAGAAGCGGCGACUAUUUUUUUAGAAAAUGGUAUGUAAGGGGGAUUUUUAAAUCAAUUUUGAGCUUAAAUUAAAAAUCAAAAACUUCUUAACAGAAUAUAUAUAUUUUUGUAGCGAGUUUAGAAGUUUCGCAACAGCUUGAAAAUGUGGGAAAAUUGAUAUUUCAAUCCAAAAUUAAGGUCUUCCGAGAGUUCAUAAAGUUUAAAUUGUUCCAAAAAUGUUCAAAAAAAGCUUUUUUUUCCCCCGGUUUUAGAACCUUUUCUUUGCAUUUUAAGCCAUUUUUCUUUCUCAUCUUAUGAGAAAAGACGGAAUUUAAAUUAUUUCCAUUUUUUGGAGUUUUGCCAGAAAAAUGAAUGAAGAGGCAACUGUUUUGUUCGAAAAUGGUACGAAAUGAGGGUUUCGAAAUUAGUUUUGAGCUUGAAUUUAAGUCAGAGUUCCUUAAGAGAAUUAAGCUGAAGUUAUUCAAAAUUAUCAGGAAAAGCUGGAAAAAGGAGCAUUUUUUUUAGAUUUCGGAAUAUUUUUUCCGCAUUUUGAGCCAUUUUCGUUUUCACCUUAUAAGAAAAAUGUUCGGAUUCACAUAAUUUUGGAACAUUGCCAGGAGCGGCGACUAUUUUGUUCCAAAAUGGUACGAAAUGGGGAGUUUCGAAAUUAUUUUUGAGCUUGAAUUAAAGUCAGAGCUUCUUAGAAUAAUAUAUAUUUUUUCUGGAAGAAACUAUAAAUUUUAGUGAGAUAUCCAAAAUUAAGGUCCUCUGAUAGUUCAUAAAGCUGAAAUUGUUCAAAAAUUGUAUGGGAAUUGAAAAAAAGAGCAUUUUUUUCUGGUUUUUCAAAACAGCAUCUAUAACCCGUAAAUUAUUCAAGACCGCUUUCUUCUUUUUUAAAAAAAAAAAGUUUUUUCUCCUUUAAUUAGCCCAGAAAAGAACCUAUUUGAACCCUUUAGUGAUCACUUGUGUCGUUUUAGUGUUUUUUGAAUUUAAUUAAUGGUCAGGAACGAGAUUCUGUUAUUGAUCAUAAAAUUGCUUGCUGAGUUUCUAAAACCAAGAGUUUGAAACAGGGAAAUGAUCUUCGCUCCAAGACCUGUAUAAUAUAUAGCCAUGCUCCUUUAAUAAACCCAGAAAUUGGAUUUUAUUCAUUUUUUAUAGAACCUGACGUGAUCCUGCUUUCAAAAAUGCUAAGGUCCCGUGAAAUGGACUUAUUUGAACCCUUUAGUGAUCACUUGAGUAGCUUUAGUGUGUCUUCGAAUUCGAAGAAUUGUCCGGGAGGCGAUAUGAGCGUACUAUACUGAUCAUAAAACCGCUUGCCGAGUUUCUAAAAGCAAGAGUUUGAAACAGGGAAAUGAUCUUCGCUGCAAGACCUUUAAAAAAAUAUAUAUAUAUAUAAUCAUGCUCCUUUAAUAAGUUCUUUAAAUUAAGUAAUUGUCAGGAAGGUGUUACGAGAAUUAAAUUGUGACUACAAAAUGGCUUGCGGAAGCUGAGUUUUUAAAACCAAGCGUUUGAAACAGGAAAAUCAUCUUCGCUGCAAGACCUUUAUAGUAUAUAGCCAUGCUCCUUUAAAAAGCCCAGAAAGUUGGAUUUUAUUCAUUUUUACAGAAUCUGGCGUGAUCGUGCUUUCAAAAAUGCUGAAGUCCCGUGAAAUGGACUUAUUUGAACCCUUUAGUGAUCACUCAAGUAGCUUUAGUGUGUCUUUGAAUUUGAAGAAUUGUCCGGGAGGCGAUAUGAGCCUACUAUAGUGAUCAUAAAACCGCUUGCCGAGUUUCUAAAACCAAGAGUUUGAAACAGGGAAAUGAUCUUCGCUGCAAGACCUUUAUAAUAUAUAGUCAUGCGCCUUUAAUAAGCCCAGAAUCCUGAAUUUUAUCCAUUUUUGCAGGAUCCGACGUGCUCUGCGCAUCUUGGUUCAGCGCCAUCGGCGACCCUUUCCCACAUUUGAUGAUUUCCGCGGUGAAAAAGCCAUUUUCCGAGUUUCGAAUGGCCAUUCUGAAGUUUUUGAUCACCUUGUUCCAAUAUCCGACGAUCAUCUUGAUGUUCAUCCGACUUGAGGGGUGAAUUUUGAAUUUUUAAAGAGAAAAAUUUGAAAAAAAUGUACUUUUUUUAGGAAAAUCUUGAAAAAAAGAGUUUUUGGGCGACAGAUUCGAAUCUAACCGUAGUACAAAUUUAACAUCAGAAACUCUGAUUUUUUUGAUAGAAAAAUACAGAAAAAUUUUUCGGUUUUUUUCUCAUUUUUUUUAGCUCAACUUGUAACAAUUAUCACAGUUUUUUUGUAUGGAAUUUUAAAAAAACCAAUUUUUUUCCAAUUUUUCUUUCUCUGCGAAAUUUUUCUAGUUCCUAGGAAAAAUAAAGCUCGAACUUUAUGAAGAGUCUAUUUUACUAGAUUUUGAUGAAUUUCUCCUACUUUUUUUGAAAAAAAGUUUAAAAAAAGUCAAAAAAAUCUGGUCCUUUUUUUAAAAAUGUCCCGGUGGAGUUUUUCUGAUUUUUUUCUGAUUUUUCUGGAAAAAAAUUUUUUUUAAUCGAAAAGGUUGAAAAUUGGAUGAAACGUUGUUGAGAAUAACUUUAGGGCCUUUUUGAUUACAAUAAAAAAAUUAGUUGAAGUGUAAUUUUUUUUCUUUUUGAGACCGUCUUGAAGUCGGUAUAUUUUCAAAAAAAAAACAUUUUUUUUGUAUUUCGGUUAGGAGGUCUUCGAGCACUUCUCAGUGAAGUCUGAAAAAAAAAACAAAAAAAUCGAUAAUCAAAAAAAAAAACCAGAGAACGACUCGGAUCUUGGUAAUGCGAAUCGGACGCGUGGGGGCAUUUCUAGUGACCACUUUAGUAGCCUCAGAACUCUUAAGUGAUCCCUAGAAUUGCCCAGAAACGUCUGUUUGGCGUUACCAAUGUCCGAGAAGAAAAACCAAGAAAAGCUCGGACAUUGGUAACGCGAAGCGGACGUGCUCCGGACGUUUCUGGGCGAUUCUAGGGAUCCCUUAAGAGUUCUGAGGCUACUAAAGUGGUCCCUAGAAAUGCCCCGACACGUCCGAUCCACGUCCCGUUCGCGUUACCAAGGUCUGAAAGAAAAAAGAUGGCAAAGAAUGUUGUCCAUGGAGCAACUUUGCUGCAAAACGCCAUUUUGACGGGAGUUCGAACUUUUUUUUUCCUGAUUUUACUCUGGAACUAGGAAUUUCUGUUCGCAUACCGUUUGACACGCAAUAAUGAACCUAAAAAUAGCACAUUUAUUUCAAAAAAUCAUUUUUUUUUUUACUUUCCUUGUUAAAGAUUUUUCUUCCAGAUUCACGGACUGGCUCCUGAACCUGUCGACGGAGACCGAGUUCCAGCUCGCCUGCACCAAAAAAGACGUCGUCCGGGCGAUUCUGAAGGCCGCCGAAAAGGACUCGAACCUCCUGGAGGGACAUUUGGUGCAGAAACUCGAGAGUUACCUGUCUCCGCCCUCGUCUUCCGUCCCCACCGUUGAACUUGCCCUUUAG
Molecule: messenger RNA, 13972 nt
Organism: Caenorhabditis auriculariae
Lineage: Eukaryota; Metazoa; Nematoda; Chromadorea; Rhabditida; Rhabditidae
Source: the annotation of a GenBank genome assembly